AUGCGGGCCUUGAACUAUGGCCAAAGUUCCCUCUGGACUCUUCUCUGUAGGCCUUUGGUUUCAAGUACUUUCCUUAACAUCCUUGCUGCUCCAAGUAAUGCUUUCUUUUGUACCAACUCGAUUCUUAUUGUGAUUCCUAAUUUCUCCAACUACAUUUCGACAUUCUUUGUCCCAUUGCCCCAACGAUUACCGGAAUCACAUCAACUUUCCAGACAACCUAGCAAUUUCGCCUUUAACAUCUUGUGUUUACCUAAACCUACACUGGUGACCCUCGGAGUUCAAAGUCCAGUAGCCAUGAGUCUCUCAGCCUCCCUAAAGCCACUGCCUACCUGCAGCAUUGCUUGCCUUCCUGAAUGGUUCCUGCAGCUGGAACAGGAGUUCCUUCUAUGUAACAUCACCUCUCCGAUCACCAAAUAUCAGAUGUUGGUAGCAAUCCUGCAGCGAGUGGCGCCAUCCCCACGAAAUGCAUUACCCGCCCUCUUCACAACAACGCCAGCGGACGGCCAUACUCCCUCCGAGAUACUCACACACAUACAACGCACCCUCGCCCGCGCCAACACACACCUGCCGCCCGAUAUCCUGCGCUCGAUGUUCCUCCAGCGUUUGCCGGCGGCAAUUCAAACCGUCCUUCUAGCUUCAGAACUCCCCAUCGAGCAACUAGUCUUGAAAGCUGAUGACAUGCUGGCCAUGCAGAACACCACUCAAAUUUCAGUGGUCUCUACUACCCCGUCUCUCACCCUGGGGUCCCUUGCGACACAGGUCGCCCACGACCCUUCACCACGUCUCAGAUUCUGUCACUGCAGCCCCUCAUCUCCCCGUGCCACCCGUGACCGCGGACGAAACUACACGCCUCAAUACCGUCAAAGCUACAGCCGCCACCGCUCCCCGACUCCAGGAGUUGAAGUCAGCCUUAUCCCUGUAACCCACAGUGAUAAACACUUGCUCACUUCUCGCACAUUGGAGGCUGCCAACUGCUCACCCAUCAACGUAUAUGGUGAGCAUUCCAUGACACUCAUUUUCAGCGGACCCCCACAGUCGAAGCUGACAUGGGUUUUCCUGGUCGCUGACAGACAGCAACCAUUCCUGGGAGCAGACUUCCUUGUGCACCAUGGCUUCACAGUGGAUCUUAAACGGGAGUCCCUAGUACACCAGUCUGGGGCCCACACCUUCGCCUUGUUGGCCCUUAUACAUGCCCCUCGCAUCUACACAGUGCUACCCAACGAAUGUGCCUAUCGAGCUAUGCUUCGGGACGUCCCAGCGCUGACGAAGGCCAUUAACGUGGCAACAACACCGCCACACACUGUCACACACCACAUCAUCACGACUGGACCACCGGUCAACUCCCUGCGCAGGGCCCUUGCACUAGACCAUUUCCACAUCGCCAAGAAGAAAGACGGCGAUUGGCGCCCUUGUGGUGAUUAUCUCAACACAGUUACCGCGCCGGAUCGCUACCCCCUCCCGCACCUCCACUCCUUCACACGCAAACUCUCAAGAUGCACGAUCUUCUCCAAGAUCGACCUUGUCUACUAUCAGAUUCCCAUUGCCGAGGAGGACAUCCCAAAGACAGCUGUAACCACCCCCUUUGGCCUAUACGAAUUUCUUCGAAUGCCGUUCGGCUUCCACAACGCCGCCCAGACCUUCCAACGUUUCAUGGAUGAUGUCACCCGUGGACUACAGGGUGUUUUCGUCUCCAUCGAUGACAUACUCAUCGCUAGCAGCAGAUGUCACACAAUCACCACGGAUGGCAUCACCCCAGCUCAGGAGAAGGUUAGCAGCACCAGGCAGUACCCUAGGCCAACAACCAAGAGACAACUUCGGAAGUACCACGGUAUGAUAAAUUUCUUCAGGAGGUUCAUUCCCAACUGGAUCCCCUACAAAGCCUCCUCAUCCCAUCCAGGUCAGGACGCGGCAAAGACAUUACCUGGCCCCCAGGGCGACCAAAGCUUUCGAAAUCAGCAAAGAUGCCUUAAUCUCGGCGACCCUCCUCAACCACCUGCAAGAGGGGGCAAGGCUCAAUAUAGCCGUUGA
Messenger RNA from Penaeus monodon (black tiger shrimp), 2028 nucleotides. RefSeq lists its product as uncharacterized. The transcript is spliced from 6 exons. Lineage: Eukaryota; Metazoa; Arthropoda; Malacostraca; Decapoda; Penaeidae. The record is from RefSeq and is a predicted model, not a curated record. Bases 1 to 2028 code for a protein of 675 amino acids.